This is a messenger RNA of Cannabis sativa, 1431 nucleotides long. RefSeq lists its product as uncharacterized. The transcript is spliced from 6 exons. The record is from RefSeq and is a predicted model, not a curated record. The coding region runs from base 394 to 1080 and encodes 228 amino acids. NCBI's taxonomy places the organism in Eukaryota, Viridiplantae, Streptophyta, Magnoliopsida, Rosales, Cannabaceae. Gene Ontology annotation, biological process: regulation of DNA-templated transcription. Gene Ontology annotation, cellular component: histone deacetylase complex. Gene Ontology annotation, molecular function: transcription coregulator activity; protein binding.
UCAGCCUCUUUUAUUUUUUUCCUCUCACACAGACACACAAAGUCACAAACACACACACACACACACAAGUUCUCUUUCUACUUCCUCAGUUUAUUAUCUGUCUUUUCCAUUCCCCUAUCUGUUUUCUCUCUCUCUCUCUCUCUCUCUCUCUCUCUCUCUCUCUCUCUCUCUCUCUCUCUCUCUCUCUUUAACUCUGUGUUUUUUCUCUGCAACGAAACCUCAGAAUUACCCACCGUUUUCUUGUCAAUUUCCCUCUGAAAUUCCCAGAACCUUACUCGGCAAUGCGUGAUCUUUCACCCAAAAGCAAUUUUGAGCUCUGAUACCCAAGCUUUCAUUGAAUAUUGAAUUCGCUUAAAUAGAAAAAAUUAAUUUUUUUUUUAUUUGGGUUCGGAAAUGCUUGAAGCUGUGGAGAGUUCUGUCAAUGGCGGUUUCUCGCAGUUGCAGAGCUGUGGUGAUAGCAGCGAGGAAGAGCUCUCUGUACUCCCUCGUCAUACCAAAGUGGUAGUGACGGGGAAUAACAGGACUAAGUCCGUUCUUGUGGGUCUACAAGGUGUGGUCAAGAAGGCUGUAGGUUUAGGCGGAUGGCAUUGGCUGGUUCUUACUAAUGGCAUAGAAGUAAAGCUUCAAAGGAAUGCCCUUAGUGUCAUUGAAGCUCCCACUGGUAACGAGGAAGAUGAUGAUCUUGAUUUCGAUAGCAUUCCCUGGCACGGAUCAGAUUUGACAUCCGAUGACACUCAAAAGUCCCAUAGAUCAAGACAUAGAGUGCAUAAGUCAUCAGGGUCAUCUCACAAGACUAUGUGCAGAUCUCUGUCCUGUGACUCUCAAUCGAAGGGCUCUAUCAUUACUUCUCGUGGGCCCAUGAUACCUCCUGCACAGAAAGUUGAUCUCAGUAAACUGGAAAUGGCUGCUUUGUGGAGAUAUUUGCGACAUUUUAAUCUUGUUGAUGCUAUUCCCAACCCAUCAAAGGAGCAACUAGUAGAUGUUGUGCAGAGGCAUUUCAUGUCACAGCAAAUCGACGAGUUGCAGGUGAUUGUGGGGUUUGUUCAGGCUGCAAAACGACUGAAGACAGUUUGCAAAUGAGGUUUGAAGAGAGAGGGAGAGAGAGAAUAUCGGAGUUUGGUUGCCGAUGCUAACAAAUACUUGAUCCAAAUGGCCAGUCCCCUGUAGUAAUAUCUGUAACAUAUCUAUCCAGGCUUGUUUAUGUUUAUGGUGUCGAUUAGUAGAUUGGCAUUAGUUAACUCCUUUUGAAAUAUAGAGGAUCUUACUUUUUGGUAGUGUAGUUAUGUAGAUAUUUGUAAACUUGUGACCAAAACAGACUUCUAAGAACCUGUGCUUCUUCCUAAAGCUUGGUUUUAAUGUAUUGCUGACAUGGGGAAGUAGGCUUUUUCCAAAAAAAAAAAAACAUGUAUAUAUCCUUUAGUUAUCAGCUUA